Strongylocentrotus purpuratus (purple sea urchin) is the source of this 2337-nucleotide messenger RNA. RefSeq lists its product as uncharacterized. The transcript has 8 exons. The record is from RefSeq and is a predicted model, not a curated record. NCBI's taxonomy places the organism in Eukaryota, Metazoa, Echinodermata, Echinoidea, Camarodonta, Strongylocentrotidae. The coding region runs from base 621 to 1238 and encodes 205 amino acids.
ACUUUCCCCUUGUCAUGAUCACGCGCUUACCAGUAUUUCGCAAUCCUGAUUCGCGAACAUUCGAGAUUAUAACCGGCGAACGUGUAGCAAGCUAGAACUUAUAGAAGCAGCUAUAGAACUGCCUUUAAAAUCAAGAAAAUAUAUAUCAAUCAUCUACGCAGUCCUUGAAUAUAUAUCCAGUGUCUUUUCUCUGCAAAGUACAUUUGAUGUAUGCCAAGAACCUUAUAAUAUGGCUAACUAUAUUAGAAGUUGGAUGACAUUUAUUGUCACCGCUGCCAGUAUUAUAUUCAUGGUGCCCGCCACCUGUAGCUCUCCUGUUUCACCUAGAAAUAUUUCACAGGCUGAGCAGACUGCAGAGACUAUGGACCCUGGAGAUUGUCUACCGAAUCAGUUUCUCAGCCUAAUUACUUUUACUUGCGAGAACUGUACGUUCUGUCCCCAGGGUACAGAACAUUCCCCCAACAAACAUUGUGGCAACGGAUGGGGAGUUGAAACAACCUGUACACCAUGUGCAGAAGGCUACUUUCAGAUGGGGGAAGCCUAUACAGGCCUUGUGUGCAGCCGCUGUGUGACGUGUGAUCCGACUGUCAAGUACCUUCAGAACUGUACAACUACACAGAAUGCAAGAUGCGGUCCAUGUCCAACUGGAAGAAGGUUCACCUAUCAAAAAGUUCUCAGUGUUUGGAAUAAUAGCUAUUGUUACUGUGAUAGUAAUAUGCGUCAUAUCACUGGCCUGUCUGGCAUACAAGAAAUGGAAAGCAACAGAUAAUUCAGCUUCUGAAAAUGAAUUGCCCAGUAAAACUGCCACUUUCCCAAAUGCAGCAUAUGAAGAUUUGCCCCAAAACGACAGUAUGACACCUACCAAUGAUGAAGAAAGUUCUGUGCGAUCGUCACAAAGUGAGAUACAAGGCGAAAUAGCUGAGGAAUCUGCAGCACCUGCACCUGAAGCAGAGACAACCGCCCCAACCAGUGCAAAUACACCCUUAGAUGAUGAGCAACUCCAAGGGACUAGUAAUCCUGUCAAUCAAUCAUCUGCAUCCCUAUCAACUGAAGUCCUUAACAUUGAUCUGUCAUUACCAGGAGAAUUGUCCAGUAAUGAAGGCGCAGGUGAUGGUGCAUGGUACCAUGCAAAUCAUGGCCCUAGGUCACCUGAGGACAAGGACACCUCUGAUGAUGAUGAAGAUGGUAGUAUGUCCCGUCCUAAGUCUCUCAAGUCUAAGUCACUUGAUCUUGUCUAACUAGCUUCAUGUAGCCAAAAAAAAAUGGUCCUAGGGGUGGUACUAGUAUUCUGAAACUUUUUUAUUUCUAAUAUCAAAGGGGAUUUGUAGAUCAUUAAAAAGGUAUUUUUGUAUGUUGUACUUGAACUUAGAAAGCUUAAAAAAGUCCAAAGUUAAUAGUUCAGAUGUGACAUUCAAAGUACUUCUUCAUUGCAUUUACUUGGCCUUUGGUUGAUAUGAAGUAGAUUCACAUUGAUUUAGAUUGAAAAAAUUAUUACCCCAAAGAGAAAGUUGUAGAUAACUGCUGUCAAUUUAUUUUCUUUUGCUGUAUUUGCCAAAGGAAUGAAGAAAACAAUGAAAGACAAAAGAUAUUGGUGUGAGGCUUCAUGCAAUCUUAAAAGAUAUGAAUUUCUUUUGGGGGAAAAGUUCAGCCUGAAAGUUUUCCUUGUUUUCCCAUUUUUCCCCUAGUAGCUUUUAAAAGAAAAUUAAAUUAAUGCAAGUUCAUAACUUUGAUUUUCUCUUUAGAAAUGUCAUUUGUACAAGUACUAUUAAGAGGUACAUGCAUGCUAUCCUAAGCGAGUUGCAAUGGUGCAUCUACAUGGCACAAUUAAGUGUGUGAUCUUUACAUACCUUGUUAUAACGAUUAGCAAUGAUAAAUCAUUCAAAUGUAUUUGCUUGUAUGCAAAAACUAUGCAUUCCUGCUCAAUCUUCUCUCAUGUGAGAUGAUACAUAUGUUCUAGAGAUGUAUGAGAUGUUAUUUUGCUAUAGAGCGAAUUAUAUAAAUUAAAAAAUAUAUGUAUUUUUAUGUGAUUUGUAGGAAAGGAAUAUAUCUAUUUAGCGGGUGUGUGAUAGAACCUAUUGAUAAUAUUUUUGAGUCACAAAUUUAUUUUCAAGCUACAAAUAAGUGCCAAUGAUGAAUUCCAAAGAUAUGCUUUAUACUGGGAAUGUGGAUAUUUAAAUGUAAUCAGCUGAUAAUGUAUUCCUAGUCUAUACAAGGUUGUGUAAGCCAGAUGAUUGUAAUAAACUAAUUAUAGUGUGUGCCAGUGGCCUAACAAGCAAAAACUUUUUCGGGCAGAAGAAAGAAAAAAAAGGUAUAACUUACAAAAAAGUGAGAAAAAUA